Messenger RNA from Armigeres subalbatus, 845 nucleotides. RefSeq lists its product as uncharacterized. The transcript has 4 exons. Lineage: Eukaryota; Metazoa; Arthropoda; Insecta; Diptera; Culicidae. The coding region runs from base 115 to 696 and encodes 193 amino acids. Gene Ontology annotation, cellular component: lysosomal membrane. The record is from RefSeq and is a predicted model, not a curated record.
ACGUGCGAGAGAAAUGUCAAUCGUGAAUAUUCGCCAAGUUAAAUUUGAAGGCGUAAUCUUUCCAUUCUUUAAUAUUAAAUUACGACUGAUUACCGUUUGGUUAAAGUAUUGUAAAUGAAUAAUAAGGUGGUAUUAGGGUUAGUGUUGUUGGUGUCCCUACAGAUAGUUAGUUCUCGCGCACAAUCUUACGAGGACAAACGAUGUAAGUGCAUAUGCCCCAGUAUUAAAUCGGUCAACAACAACACCGAGGAUGACUCGGAUCGGAUGCUAAUCAUUGACAAUGUGCCCCCGAAUAAAUGCAACUGUGAUGGAGUCAUUCUGCCGAGGAUCGCUGAUAAAAUCAAGGGCAAAGAGCAGGAAUUUUGUCCACGAUGCGACUGCAAAUACGAGAAUCGAAAUACCACGAUAAUCAAAGUGGUCGUUAUCAUAGUCAUAUGGAUCAUUUCGCUUCUGGUGAUCUACAUGCUGUUCCUGAUGUGUUUGGAUCCACUGCUGAACAAACGCGCGAAGGCGAAUUACCAGGAGCACACUAAUGAAGAAGAUGACACUUCGGUUGCUGUAGGUAAUCACAGUCAAGACAUGCAGGUUCGGGAUGGAAAUGUCCUCAACCGAGUCGGACACUCCCAGGACAAAUGGAAGCGGCAGGUACGGGAGCAGCGUCGCAAUAUCUACGAUCGGCACACCAUGCUCAACUGAAAAAUAUUCGUUGGAGUUUAGAGUCAUUUGGAAGGAGCAUCACCCAUAAUCUAAUUUAAACCAAUUAUGUAUCAUAUUAUUGUGAUUGCAGUGAUUGUAAGAAAUGCAAAGACUUUGGCUAAAUUAAAAUAAAUCCAUUCAAUAUAGAA